AUGAAGAUCGGAGAAACGAUCACAUGGUAUUUCUCAAGAGUGAUGGAGGUUGCCAACAACAUGAGAAACUUGGGAGAAGAUAUGCCGGAUUCUAAGGUGGUUGAGAAGAUCUUGAGAACUCUGGUGGAGAAGUUUACAUACGUGGUAUGUGCCAUUGAAGAGUCAAAUGAUAUCAAAACUUUGACAGUGGAUGGACUGCAGAGCUCUUUGAUGGUGCAUGAGCAGAAUCUGAGCAGGCAUGUGGGAGAAGAACAUGCUCUCAAGAUGGAAGCACAAUGGGGAGCCGGUAGAGGCAGAGGAGGAUAUCAUGGACGAGGACGUGGUGGAUAUCAAGGCAGAGGGCGUGGAUCAACCUCUAAGGAGCAUAUUGAAUGCUACAAAUGUCACAAUAUGGGGCAUUACAAGUCAGAAUGUCCAGAGUGGGACAAAGAAGCCAACUAUGCAGAGAUAGAGGAGGAUAUUCUCCUUAUGGCGCACAUCGAUAUGGUGAGAGGAGAGGAGGAACACGUCUGGCUCCUUGACUCAUGCUGUAGUAACCACAUGUGUGGUACAAAGGAAUGGUUCAUUGAGCUUGACAGCAACUUUCGUCAAAAUGUCAAGCUCGGUGAUGAUCGCAGAAUGAUGGUGGAGGGAAAAGGAAGCUUGCGCCUGGAGAUCAAUGGUCACGUUCAUUUGAUCUCUUCAGUCUACUUUGUGCCUGGGGCAAUUGCAAGAGAAAUGCUUGAGAGUGAUUAUCGAGGAUGA
Molecule: messenger RNA, 744 nt
Organism: Microthlaspi erraticum
Lineage: Eukaryota; Viridiplantae; Streptophyta; Magnoliopsida; Brassicales; Brassicaceae
Source: the annotation of a GenBank genome assembly